This is a messenger RNA of Prunus armeniaca (apricot), 237 nucleotides long. Lineage: Eukaryota; Viridiplantae; Streptophyta; Magnoliopsida; Rosales; Rosaceae. The record is from the annotation of a GenBank genome assembly.
AUGGCGGAGAAUUUCUCAACCAUGAUCUUAACCAGUUUUUACAAGAUCAUGGCAUCAUACAUCAACGCUCAUGCCCUUACACCCCCCAACAGAAUGGGGUGGCUGAAAGAAAGAACAGACACUUAUUGGAAGUCGUUCGUGCCUCUCUCGUUGGUGCCAAUAUGCCACGAUCCUUUUGGGGUGAAGCUGUUGUCUCUGCAGCAUACCUUAUCAAUCGGAUUCCCUCUAGUAUCCUAA